Manis pentadactyla (Chinese pangolin) is the source of this 3933-nucleotide messenger RNA. It is a transcript of the gene ZNF396, whose product is annotated as zinc finger protein 396. The transcript is spliced from 4 exons. The coding region runs from base 211 to 1206 and encodes 331 amino acids. The record is from RefSeq and is a predicted model, not a curated record. NCBI's taxonomy places the organism in Eukaryota, Metazoa, Chordata, Mammalia, Pholidota, Manidae.
GUCGCUUCCCAGGCUUCUCCCGGAUAACGCGAGUCGUCGGUCCUUGCACGGAGGUGAGAGCCCAGGCCUCUGCGCCACUAGGCCGCGGUAAGAAGCGUCCGUCUUGUGGCGGGUGGAAGUGGGUGGCCGCGGACAGCAGGAGUGUCCAUAAGGAGAACUUUACCUCCUUGAAGAUUAAAGUGUAGUGGUUCUGAGCUUUUCUCGGUCCAAAUGUCUGCAAAACUGAGAGCAUCAACACUCCUUCCACAAACUUCUAAGGAGCCUGACAGCUUCCUGGUAGUGAAGGUGGACGGUGAUGAUGAGCAGGCCUGUGAUCUGGACUAUAGCCCAGAGACCUUCCGUCAGCGGUUCAGGCAGUUUGGCUACCAGGAGUCCCCUGGGCCCCGAGAGGCUCUGACCCGGCUCCGGGAGCUUUGCCAUCAGUGGCUGAGGCCAGAGAUGCACACCAAGCAAAAGAUUCUGGAGCUGCUGGUGCUGGAGCAGUUCCUGACCAUCUUACCAGAGGAGCUGCAGGCCUGGGUGCGAGAUCACCAACCAGAGAAUGGAGAGGAAGCCGUGUCUGUGCUAGAGGAGCUGGAGAAAGAGCUUGAUGAGCCAACUGAGCAGGUCUUUUUUGGACAAAAUGAGGACACGCUUGCUGAGAAACUAGUGCCUUGUGAAAUCAGUCAGCAGAUACCACGUAGUCGGCACAAGCCUGCAAAGCAGCAGCUGCAGUCGGCAUCACGGGAGCUUCACUCCUUCAAACGGAAUGGUAAAGACACCAGAACUAUAAAAGUGAAAUCAGCUUCAAGGCAAAAGACUUCUCCAGGCAUAGAACCACAUUAUGAUGUUUCUAACACCCUUCGUAUGAAUGCUUCCCAGAGAUUCGCAUACAGGAGAACCUGUGGACAAAAUGGCAGGUUUGAAAGAAGACAGGAAAACCCUUCUCGAAAGAAACAACACAAGUGUAAUGAAUGUGGCAGAACCUUUAGUCAAAGCUCAGCCCUUAUCCUACAUCAGAGAGUCCAUAGUGGAGAGAAACCUUAUGCAUGUGAUGUCUGUGCAAAGUCUUUCACCCGAAGCACAAACCUGAUUCAGCAUCAAAGAAUCCACACUGGAGAAAAACCCUACAAGUGUCAUGAAUGUGGGAAAGCCUUUAGUCAGAACUCAAAUCUUUUCAGACAUAGGAAAAGUCACACUCAAGAAAAAGUCCAUUCAACAUUAUAAGGGUAUCGAUGCAUUUGCUCAGAGCUUUUUCAACAGGGAGGAAGACACAAGGCACAAACACUCCAUUAGUAUAAAUCAGUGGUUUCAGUAGGCACCAGUUUCCUUUCAAAGGUCAAAAAAGCCACAGGAGAGAAUGUAAAAUAUCUUCUGUCAGCAUUGUUUGCUUUUCUGCUUAUAAAAACAGUGUCAAUUCAGAUGUUUGAGAUCCUAAAGUUUAAUUCAGAUUUCUAUUCCUAAAGCAGUCUUGAAAAGACAUGCUCAGACAAGUUCUACUAUUUCUGUUAACAGAAGUAAUGAGCUAGUUUAUUCCUUUUUAGACAAGUACAUUUUCCCUGUUGAGAAAGAAUGUGUGAGUUAGUAUAAGAAAGGAUAUUCUCCAUUUCAUAACUUGAGCAUUAGAGUUCUCAAACCAAAGAUUAAAAGAGUUUAACUUUCCAUUUGUUUUUUUGUUACCUGAUUCAAAAUAGAAUAGGAUUGAGGAGACCCCAAAGAAUAUAUGCCUCAAUACCUAGGCUGAAAGGUCCAGGAUCAGUGUUAGGAGGCAGUGAGUGAAGGGGCUUAAUCUCUUGCAAAAACUCACAAGAAUCUACAUACUGUAUAAGAAAAAAAUGAUCUCCUUUACAAUGUAAUUUGAAAACAGUGAAAAUUAAUAUGGCUGGACAUGGAGUGGCACAGACAUAAGGAAUGUUCUGAUAAUAAAUAGGGCUAUCUGUGGGUGCCCAUACAAAGUUGAUGGUCAUCUUGACAUAAAAAAGAGAGAUGAAGACUGUCCAAACAAAACUGAUGGAGCAUGCAUAUUGGCAAGUGUGGCAUAUAGUGGAGAAGUGUAUUACAGCUUACCUGGAAAAGGACAACUAUCUGACCUAAAUCAGCUGUGAACAUGUUUCAGAUAUCAUAAAGCAACCUUUACAGGGUCUUAUGCAGUCUUAGUAAGAUGAGUUUCUAGACAAGCUGUUAGUAUGUAAGACCCUGGAUAUAUAUAUAUAUAUAUAUAUAUAUAUAUAUAUAUAUAUAUAUAUAUAUAUUGGUAUCAUUAAUGUACAAUUACGUGAGCACCAUUAUGGUUACUAGACUCCCCGUAUUAUCAAGUCCCUACCAUAUGCCCCAUUACAGUCACUGUCUAUCAGCAUAGUAAGAUGCUAUAGAAUCACUACUUGUCUUCUCUGUGUUAUAGUGCCUUCCUGUGUCCCCUCCCUGCAUAUUAUGUGUGCUAAUCGUAAUGCCCCUUUUUCCUUCUUAUCCCUCCCUUCCCACCUAUCCUCCCCAGUAUCUUUCCCUUUGGUAACUGUUAGUCCAUUUUGGGUUCUGUGAGUCUCCUUUUUUGAUCCUUCAGAUUUUGCUUUGUUCUUAUACUCCAUAGGUGAGUGAAAUCAUUUGAUACUUGUCUUUCUCUGCCUGGCUUAUUUCACUUAGCAUAAUACCCUCUAGCUCCAUCCAUGUUGUUGCAAGUGGUGGGAUUUGUUUUCUUAUGGCUGAAUAAUACUCCAUUGUGUAUAUGUACCACAUCUUCUUUAUCCAUUCAUCUCCUGAUGAACACUUAGGUUGCUUCCAUUUCUUGGCUAUUGUAAAUAGUGCUGCGAUAAACAUAAGGGUGCAUAUGUCUUUUUCAAACUGGGCUCCUGCAUUUUUAGGGUAAAUUCCUAGGAGUGGAAUUCCUGGGUCAAAUGGCAUUUCUAUUUUUAGUUUUUUGAGGAACCUCCAUACUGCUUUCCACAAUGGUUGAACUAGUUUACAUCCCACCAGCAGUGUAGGAGGGUUCCCCUUUCUCAACAUCCUAACCAACAUUUGUUGUUGUUUGUCUUUUGGAUGUUGGCCAUCCUAACUGGCAUGAGGUGGUUUCUCAUUGUGGUUUUAAUUUGCAUUUCUCUGAUGAUUAGCGAUGUGGAGCAUCUUUUCAUGUGUCUGUUGGCCAUCUGAAUUUCUUCUUUGGAGAAGUGUCUGUUCAGCUCCUCUACCCAUUUUUUUAAUUGGCUUAUUUUUGUUUGUUGAGGUGCAUGAGCUCUUUAUAUAAUUUGGAUGUCAACCUUUUAUCGGAUCUGUCAUUUAUGAACAUAUUCUCCCACACUGUAAAAUGUCUUUUUGUUCUACUGAUGGUGUCCUUUGCUGUACAGAAGCUUUUUAGCUUGAUAUAGUCCCACAUGUUCAUUUUUGCUUUUGUUUCCCUUGCCCGGGAAGAUAUGUUCAUGAAGAAGUUGCUCAUGUUUAUGUCCAAGAGAUUUUUGCCUAUGUUCUUUUCUAAGAGUUUUAUAGUUUCAUGACUUAUAUUCAGGUCUUUGAUCCAUUUUGAGUUUACUUUUGUGUAUGGGGUUAGACAAUAAUCCAUUUUCAUUCUCUUAUAUGUAGCUGUCCAGUUUUGCCAACACCAGCUGUUGAAGAGGCUGUCAUUUCCCCCAUUGUAUAUCCAUGGCUCUUUUAUUGUAUAUUAAUUGACCAUAUAUGGUUGAGUUUAUAUCUGGGCUCUUUAGUCUGUUCCAUUGGUCUGUGGAUCUUUUCUUGUGCCAGUACCAAAUUGUCUUGAUUCCUGUGGCUUUGUAGUAGAGCUUGAAGUCAGGGAGCAUAAAUUCCCCCUGUUUUAUUCUUCCUUUUCACAAUUGCUUUGGCUAUUCGGGGUCUUUUGUGGUUCCAUAUGAAUUUUAGAACUAUUUGCUCUAGUUGGUUGAAGAAUGCUGUUGGUAUUUUGAUAGGGAUUGCAUUGAAUCUGUAGAUUGCUUUAGGCAGGAUGGCCAU